AUGAGUACACUAUCUGCUUUGGAAGAGUUUCUUCAUCUGUGCGAAGGGACCGAAAUUGCUGAUGGAAGCGGACAUUCAUUAAGACCACUAUCGAGCUCAGAAGUAGGCAGCAAUACGGUAGUAGAAUCGCCAAGUGGUGACGAUACGGGU
Molecule: messenger RNA, 150 nt
Organism: Strongylus vulgaris
Lineage: Eukaryota; Metazoa; Nematoda; Chromadorea; Rhabditida; Strongylidae
Source: the annotation of a GenBank genome assembly